Messenger RNA from Pogonomyrmex barbatus (red harvester ant), 3510 nucleotides. It is a transcript of the gene Nasp, whose product is annotated as Nuclear autoantigenic sperm protein. NCBI's taxonomy places the organism in Eukaryota, Metazoa, Arthropoda, Insecta, Hymenoptera, Formicidae. Gene Ontology annotation, biological process: DNA replication-dependent chromatin assembly; CENP-A containing chromatin assembly. Gene Ontology annotation, cellular component: nucleoplasm. The record is from RefSeq and is a predicted model, not a curated record. Gene Ontology annotation, molecular function: histone binding.
AUUUUUAUCGUCGAUGACUAUACAUCGAGUCUUCGCAAAGUUUGCCCGCGCACCGGUUACACAGUUCACGCGUGCAAUAACGGAAGUUGGCUGCAUCGUUCGUGCCACGCUUUUUCUACGAUUUGUAGGAUUCGAGGACGUUGACUUACCGAAGUGUACCGAAACGACAUCAUCUUGAGGAUCGAUCAAGAUGGCCGAUGUAUCGGAGGAAGUGCCGAUCAAGGAUGCCGCGACAGCAAUCUCUCAAGGCAAACGCCAUCUCCUAGUGCGUGAUUAUCACCUCGCGGUAACCGUUCUAGCUCGUGCCUGUGAACUCCUUGCUGAAGAGCACGGAGAGACCGGUGAUGAAAUGGGUGAGCUCUACCUACUUUACGGACGAGCUCUUCUGGGUUUGGCACGCGAAGAGGCAGGAGUACUAGGGGGUGGUGUGCCUGGAUCCGAGGAAACCAGUCAGGAUGAGCAAGGUGACGAGGAGGAAGAGGAGGAAAACGAGGAGGAGGCUGUAACAGAUGGUAAUCAUACCGAGAGUAGCCCUUGCACAUCGAACGGCAAAGAAGAUGAUAAGCAAGAGGCAGCAACGGAGAAAGAAGAUGAAGAUUCGAAGGACACGGAGGCGGAUGAAAAGGAUGAGAAUACGAAAGAAUCCGAUGAUACGAAAGAGUCUGAUAAAACAAAAGAGUCCGAUAAAAUAAUCGAUAGCAAGGUCGAAGAAAAGAGCAAGCAAAAAGAAGAAAUUCCUGGUUGUAGUCGAGAUGAUUCUGAUUUACAUAAAGACAGCGAACCUUCUGGUAGUGGUAUGAAUAAAAAUCAAGACGGAGAAGCAGAUGGAGAGGAUAUUGAGAAAGAAAAUGAUGACGAUGAAAUCAAUAAUCUACAGAUCGCUUGGGAAGUUUUGGAAUUGGCAAAACUGGUACUAGUAAAACGUGGUCCUCCGGGCUGGAAGUUCUUGGCUGAGGCUUACCGUCUGUUAGGCGAAGUCGCGAUGGAGGGUAGCAAUCACGAGAGCGCGCUAAUCGAUUUCAAAGCUUGUUUGAAUCUACUUGAAAAGAUAACCCCGCGUAAUCAUCGCGCAAUCGCUGAAAUUUAUUAUCAACUUGGGUUGGCAUAUGCGAUAGCGAAUGACUUCGACGCCAGUAUCGAGCAAUUCGGAAAGGCGGUGCAGUUCUUGGAAAUGAAGAUCAUGCAUCUGAGGACGGCGCAAGAGGAUCCAUCCCAACAUCCAAAGGGAUCUGACGAUCCUUUCUACACUAUCGAAGGAGAGAUCAAAGAGCUGCAGGAACUUCUCCCAGAGAUUAAAGACAAAAUCACGGACAUCAAAGUUAAAAAAGAAGCCAAUGUGAUUAAAGAAAUUAAAGAAGAGAGGUUGAAUGGGUGCUCUAAUGUUGGUGAAACGAAUGAGGCUUCCGGAAGUGGCAGUAGUACGUCUAAACCUGCCAGCGAUAUCUCGCAUUUAAUAAGGAAAAAACGCAAAGCGGAAGAUGAAGAAGAAACGGGUUCUCCUUGCAAGAAACAGAUACGAGAAAAGGAUGUGUGUUUAUAUGCGAAUAUGGAUCACGAGCAAUGUUCGAAGAAGAUAAAACUCGACGAGGUUCCUACUGUAAGCGAGGGGAAAGCACAGAUAUUGGUUACGAAUAAAAGUGUUUUUUAUAAUCCAGUUCAAGAAUUCAAUAGGGAUCUUAGUAUAGCGGUGCUGACAAUCUUCGCGAAGAAUAGAUUUAACCAAGAGCUGCAGAAGAAUAAAUUGGAGAAAGACGAUAAGACUGGUGUGCUGUGUGACGCAAAAGAUAAAGAGGGAAUUACUAUAUUAGAAGCUUUAUCCGCAACAGGCUUACGCAGUAUACGAUAUGCCAAGGAAGUGGAGGGUGUCCAGCAGAUUGUUGCAAACGACAUUUCCGCGAAAGCGGUGGAUAGCAUCAGACAGAAUGUUUUACAUAAUGGAGUUGAGAAUCUGGUAACACCUCAUCAUGGGGAUGCAACAUUGUUAAUGUAUCAACACAGACGAAAUCGCUUUGAUGCAGUUGACUUGGAUCCUUAUGGCUGUCCUUCAAUGUAUCUAGACGGAGCAGUGCAGUGUGUAUCUGAUGGUGGUAUACUUCUGGUUACUGCCACCGAUAUGGCCAUUCUGGCUGGUAAUGUUACGGAAACCUGUUACUAUAAAUACGGAGCAAUAUCCAUAAAAUCAAAAUCUUGUCAUGAAAUUGCAUUAAGAAUAUUGCUGCAAUGCAUUGCGUCCUAUGCGGGACGUUACGGAAGGUACAUAGCACCAUUAUUGUCUAUAAGCGUCGAUUUUUAUAUAAGAGUCUUUGUCAAGGUCUUCACGAGCCAUGAUAAGUGCAAAGAAAAUUCAAGUAAGAUAGGGAUGCUCUAUCAAUGCAACGGAUGCGAAAGUAUGAAUUUUCAACCAUUAACUGUAAAAAAAACUUCCAGUAAUUAUAAAUUACCGAAUGCUCCCACGGUAGAUCAAUUGUGUAAGCAUUGUCAAUAUCGGCAACACAUGGGAGGUCCGAUUUGGCUAGGACCUCUGCAUAAUCACGAAUUUGUGUCGCGGCUGUUAUGCGAUCUGGAUAGUAUGGAGUUGGGUACUUUAAAAAGAAUGAAAGGUGUCCUGACCAUGAUACACGAGGAAUUGGAUGUACCUUUGUAUUAUAAUUUAAAUCGUUUGAUGUCCAUAGUCAGAUGCCACGUUCCACCAAUAUUGACAUUUAGAUCAGCAUUAUUAAACGCGGGAUACAAAGUCUCAUACUCGCACGCGAGUAAGACCUCCAUCAAGACGGACGCACCGAACGAUGUUAUAUGGGACAUCGUGCGUGCCUGGGAGAAGGAGCAUCCUGUAAAGCGAGAGAAGCUGGCCGAGGAUAGCCCAGCCGCUCGGAUACUUAAUGCGCCAUCCACGACGGAAAUUUCGCUUGCCAUGCAUCCUCUCGCAAAUCCGAUUUCCCGGCAGAAACAUCUAUCUCGCUUCCAACAGAAUCCUACCGUAAACUGGGGACCUGGCGUCCGAUCGAGAACCAGAGUCGACCUUGAAAAUAAAGUGGAAGAAUCGAAAAAAGUGAGAAAUCAAAAUAAAAAUAGCAAGAAGAAAUCCGCUAUGGUAGAUCAGCAGAUAGUACAACAAUAAACAUAAAAGACUCGCCGUGAUUUAUACUUUGGAUAUAUUUUAACAUACUUAGAAUAGCCAUUCUGAAUUGAUAGAUCAAAGAUAGGAAAAUUGCAACGAAUAAUUCUUAGAUAAUUUUAUAGAAUUAUUUGUACAUUGAUAUAAAAAUAAUAUAAUUUGUAUCUGACAAAAAUAUGCGAACUAUGUUUGUAUAUUUGUUAUUGUUAUCUAAGAUUGUAUGAAAAUAGUUGCAAAAAAUGUUUUAUAAUUACAUGUUUUUUUACAAAUUCCGUUACUUCUGUAUUUUCAACAUUAUUUUACAUCUGUACGAUCUAAACUUGUAAGAUCUAAACUUCAGUAGCAAAACAUCUGGAAAUGAAAAGAUUAGAAAAAUAUAUGUUUUAUAUUUGUAA